GCCUAGAGAGGCGUCGCCCGCGCCGGGCUGGUUAACGGAAGUUUCCCGCGUUGCGGGGAGGAAGAACUUGGAAGUGCAAUGCCACAGUCGGCUGGGUUCUGGCGUGACUCGCUUUCCCGGGCGGCAUGUCAGCGCUCCCUCCCCGUAUCCAGAAGCUCGGGCCACCGGGGCCCUCCUGAAGCUGCGCAGCUGCUGCGCGGCCUUGGAACCCCUUGCCCGCUUAGCUUCUAAGGUUUUACCAAGCCCAGAGGACAGUACCCGAAGCCAAGGGACAGCAGUUAUGCUCCAAGCAACUUGGCCCCAGAAGCCAGUGACCUUCGAAGAUGUGGCUGUGUUCUUCACCCAAACUCAGUGGGCCAGCCUGGACCUGUCCCAGAGGGCCUUGUACAAGGAGGUGAUGCUGGAGAAUUAUGCAAAUUAUGUGACUACCCUGGCAUUUCCUUUUCCCAAACCUGUUCUAAUCUUGCAACUGGAGAAAGGAGAAGCACCAUGCGGCCCAGACCCCUGGGAAACAGAGGUUUUGAAAGACAUUUCUCCAGCUGAAUCCCAGCUCAACAAAGAAGAGCCAACUAGGAAGCAGGAAGCCUCUAGAGAAACAGACUUGCCCAGAAGGCCAGUAAAAGGAGUCUUCAGAAAUGUUGCUGGCAAGGAAACGUGGCAGACGUUCAGUUUGAAUCCGAAUCUGAUCCUGCGAGGUGGAAUGAAAUUCUAUGAAUGUAAAGAAUGUGGGAAAAUCUUCAGAUAUAACUCAAAACUUAUUCGGCAUCAAGCGAGCCACACUCGAGAAAAGCCCUUCAAAUGUAAAGAAUGUGGCAAAGCUUUCAAAUCCAGCUAUGACUGUAUUGUUCAUGAGAAGAAUCAUAUUGGAGAAGGGCCUUAUGAAUGUAAGGAAUGUGGCAAAGGUUUGAGUUCCAACACGGCCUUGACUCAGCAUCACAGGAUCCACACUGGUGAGAAGCCCUAUGAAUGUAAGGAAUGCGGAAAGGCCUUCCGAAGAAGCGCCGAGUACCUGCAGCACCAGCGGUUACACACAGGGGAGAAACUGUAUAAGUGCAAGGAUUGUUGGAAGGCUUUUGGUUGUAGGUCGCUUUUCGUGGUCCACCAGAGGAUUCAUACUGGGGAGAAACCCUACCAGUGUAAAGAGUGUGGCAAGGCAUUUACUCAGAAGAUCGCCUCCAUUCACCAUCAGAGAGUUCACACCGGAGAGAAGCCUUACGAAUGUAAGGUGUGUGGGAAAGCCUUCAAGUGGUACGGCAGUUUUGUUCAGCAUCAGAAAUUGCACCCUGUGGUAAAGAAGCCCAUCAAGAAGCGUGAGCCACGCCCAGACAGUCCUCAGUGUCCUGCUUCAGCCUGCCCUCUUGUUCCAGUCCAGAGUCCGUGCUCUGCUCCAGCUGUGGCCGUGCCUUCAUUGACCUUUGCACAUGCUCUGCUGCUUCCUACAUCUGGGCCACUGUUCAUGCUACUUCCCCCGUCUGGAAUCGGUUCUUCACCUCUCCAAGUAGUCCACGUCCUGCAGGCUGUUUCUCCUACUGUCAAGCCUCCUCCCUUUAUUUUGACCCCUUCUCACCCGUCUUGAGCAUUGACUUUAGCUUUUGACUGAAGGCUUUUAGCAAAUUCCCAACCUAAUUUGAACACACACAUUUUUUUUUACUCACAUGUUUUAUACUUGUUUCAGAUGAAUUUUUCUCUUUCUCUUUCUAUUUUGAAGCCACACCCAGUGUUGCUUCCUGGGGAUAUUUCCAGCUCAGUGCUUGGGAGCUGCUCUGGGUGGUACCAGAGGAUCAAACCAGGCCUCCCACAUGCAGAACAUGUGCUUGCCCAUGGGGCUACUGGCCUCACAGAUACCAUGUUUAAAGGCCAUACUUUCAUAUUUUCUCCUUUCCUGAGUAUAAAAUGCAUCAGUCCCUUUCCAUCUGAUCUACAAUGACUGUCUGCACCGUGGUGCUGCUAGUGUUGAAAGUGGGCACAUUGCUGUGUGAGACAGUUUGGGAGUGAGUCUAUCCCUGUAUUGGGCCAUGGUGUCUAGACAGAAACAACCAGGGGGAAAUGGGAGAGGCAUACAUUGUUCAUGGGAUUUGAGAAUUGGAAUAUACAUUCUUCAGUGGAUUUUGUGCCAGUUUAGUGGACUAAAGUAAUAUAUUAAUGCAAAUGAAUUUGUAUUGCCCUUGGCAGAGAUUGUUGGGGAUUGCAUAUGUUUCCGCAAAAGAUAUGCAAAAAAACUAGUAAAGAGUAGUAUGGAUAUUUUUUAGGAGUAUGACUCAGUGAUAGAGCAUGUUCUAUUCAUGUAUGAGACCCUGGGCUCAAUCCUUGGCAACCAAGAAAAAAUAAAGUAUGCAGGAAAGGCAAACAUUUGCCUAGUUUGACAGUCUCUUCUUUAAAAAUGAAGAUUUUUUUCUCUUUAGCUUUGCUCUUAAUACCUUAUUUUGGUAUUUUGUUUAUUUAAACUUUUUUUUUCCUAAGAAUAUACUAUUGUGUUCCUCUUUGUUCCAUCUGCUUAAACUUUUCUUGGUGGGCAUUUUGUCUUUCUAUGUGGCUACUACA
Sorex fumeus (smoky shrew) is the source of this 2541-nucleotide messenger RNA. Its product is annotated as zinc finger protein 621-like. Gene Ontology annotation, biological process: regulation of DNA-templated transcription. Lineage: Eukaryota; Metazoa; Chordata; Mammalia; Eulipotyphla; Soricidae. The record is from RefSeq and is a predicted model, not a curated record. Bases 281 to 1576 code for a protein of 431 amino acids. The transcript has 5 exons.